UGAAUAUAAGCGAUUUCCGAAAUAAGGAGAUGGAACACAGAACAUAUAAAAUCUGUUUGGAAGAGAUUGUCAAAAGUCCGGAGAUAUUAGAAACUCGUAACAAUGAAUCCUCCAAAAAUUUGGCGUCACGAUGUUUGGAAUCACUCGAGUCUAAGAAAGUGCCUUGCUGUGGCCCGUUGCUAAUUGCUCAAAGUGCUAGGUCAAGUCCAAUCCCCGCUCGUCAAGUCGAAAGUCCCAGGCAAGAAAAGAAAUUACCUGAAGUACGGACCUUCUGGAGAAGCAAAGCUAGUGUUAUGAAAACGUUAAAAAGAGCAUCAAACUUGAAUUCUAAUAAUAUAAUCAAUCAAAUGGUGGACUUACACCGCGAUUUCAGUAAAGCGCUAUCCAAUACUACUCGACAAAAUAUUGAACCAGCUCUAAGACAGGAAAGAACGAAGAACGAAGCCGAAUUUGAUUCUGAUUCGAGUAAUACAAUAUCGGAUGAUGGUAAUGAAGAAAACCUCGAAGAACCCGAUAUGGAAGAGGAGGUGACUUUAUCUCGUAAACGAAAAAAUGUGGGUUCCAGUGAAGAGCGAAUAUUUAGUUCAGAUAAUCAAGAACAAUCUUCAGAAUUUCAAUUAGAAGUGGAUUUAUUAGAUAUUAUACAAGGUCCGAAAAUUGAGGCCGAAGAGUCUAUUAAUAAAAAUGAGAUUGAAGAAUGCUGGAAUGCAUGUUUGCUAAAAAAAUUAGUUGGUAAUUAUCACGAAGUCAUCAAAGGGAAUAUAAAUGAAGAUACAUUUUCUACAGACUUCAAUUCACUUAUGACCGGUUUUACAAAACAACAAUUUGAUAGAUACGAUCAUCAAAAAAAUUAUGAAUUGUUUUGGUGUCAGGACUUUUAUACGCGGUUAACUCUCCAAUUAUUGCGAAAACAUAGUGCUUUGUUAGACAACAGUACAAGUGAAUAUCAAUAUCGAGACGAAAUAAUAAAUCCUCUUCUAGCUUCAAUCUUUUUUGAUGUCGAAAAUGCAUUGUGGUUUAAAACUGGGGAAAUUGAAAAUGUGACACGGAAACGACAACGCAAUUUUUCAAAACAAGAAAAUGAACGUGAAAGACUUGGUGAUAAACAUGACGGUAUUUUAUAUAUGAACGUACAAGGUGCACCAGUCGAAAUCGGGUUUUUAGAAGUAGUCGGCAAUGCGUUUACCAAGAUAAUAUCCGACAAAAAUGAUGAUCUUGAGAAACUACUAAAAGCCAUGAUGAUAUCUCUUUGGUAUCAACAUGCACAUCAAUCAGAAGAGAGUAUCCCGGAAAACAUGAAGUUGCAAUCAUAUGCAAUUUUAGUAUUCGAUAACAUGUAUAUUGUUGAUGAAUUUGAUGCAUUCGUCAUACCAGUUUCGGGUGUAGAUUUUUCACAAAUCGAAAAUAUCGUUGAAAUAGUGAAGAAAUUUAAAAUACGACUGAUAAAGUAUUAUUGGCAACUUAUCCAAAAGACACGUAAAGUCACUCGGCUUCCAAAGCCGGGAUUACCAAAGGCUUCUCCUUCCAAGAAUUAG
Diversispora eburnea is the source of this 1535-nucleotide messenger RNA. Lineage: Eukaryota; Fungi; Glomeromycota; Glomeromycetes; Diversisporales; Diversisporaceae. The record is from the annotation of a GenBank genome assembly.